Microplitis demolitor is the source of this 2674-nucleotide messenger RNA. RefSeq names its product intraflagellar transport protein 88 homolog (gene nompB). The coding region runs from base 80 to 2551 and encodes 823 amino acids. Gene Ontology annotation, cellular component: ciliary basal body; ciliary base; non-motile cilium. The transcript has 14 exons. Gene Ontology annotation, biological process: non-motile cilium assembly; intraciliary transport. The record is from RefSeq and is a predicted model, not a curated record. Gene Ontology annotation, molecular function: kinesin binding. Lineage: Eukaryota; Metazoa; Arthropoda; Insecta; Hymenoptera; Braconidae.
AAUUAAAAAGUGAUUGUUAUAAAUUAUUAAUUAAGAAAUAUUUUUGUUUGUAAUAUUAAUUAAUAUUAAAGGAAUAAUAAUGAGUAAUGAAAUAUUGGAAGAUAAUGAUAUUUAUGGAGGAUAUGAUGAUUAUUCUUCAAUGUUUAGCACUAAAAAUCAGAAUAUAGCUUUUCAAGAUGCACUGGAAAUGAAUAACAUCAGGAGGAACAUUACAACUCCAAGAAUGCCUCCUGGUACUGCUAUGCGGUUGGGUACAUCAACUGGAUUCCAUCGUACGGGAGCUGGAAUUACAGGCCGACCGGGAACUGGACUGAGACCAAUGACAGCAGUACGUGGUGCCGGAUAUACUAGUAGUCGUCAAACGACAUUCGAUCCUCUGAAUAUGCGUAGUAAUUCACGUGGUCCAGCUCCACCUUUAGAUUCUGGUAAAGAAGACACUCCAGAGGGAAAAAUAAAAAAUGGUGAAAGAAAAAUAAUGGAAUUAAUUGAAAGUUCCGCGGAGGCUGCUAGUGAAAAUAAUAUGCGGGUCGCAUUAGAGAGAGCUAGAGAAGCUUCUUCACGGGAAAAAGUUUUGAUUCGAUUACAAGAACAGGCUGGAUUAAGUGAUAGUCAUAAUCUAGAUUUGACUUUUGCUGUUCUAGUUAACUUAGCAACUCAGUAUACUAAUAAUGAAAUGUAUACGGAAGCAUUAGCAACAUAUCAAGCAAUAACUCGAAACAGAAUGUUUAACAACAGCGCAAGAUUAAAAGUUAACAUGGGUAAUAUUUAUGUAAAAAUUGGACAGCUUUCGCAAGCCAUUAAAAUGUAUCGAAUGGCUUUGGAUCAAGCCCCGGGAGCUCAUAAAGACCUGAGGAUAAAGAUAAUGCAUAAUAUAGGGAUGUUAUUUGUCCAAAUGGGUCGUUUGGAAGAAGCGGCGAAUAGUUUUGAGUGGGUGAUGCGAGAAAGAACUGAAUUCAAAGCUGGGUUACAUGCGAUCUUAUGUCACUUUGCAUUGUGCCAUCGAGAUAAAAUGAAGCGAGGAUUUUUAGAGUUACUGGAAGUUCAACUUAAUACGGAUCAAGAAGAUAAAUAUUCAAUUACUACUGAUGAUGCAGUAAGUAAUAUACUUAACGAAAUAAUAAAAACAGAUCAGUUGUCAAUAUUAGAAAAUGAUAUGAAAUCAGAAGCAGAGAAAUCGAUAUUAAGCGCUGCUAAAUUGAUCGCUCCAGUAAUUGAAGAUACUCUAACAGCAGGAUUUUCUUGGUGUGUCGACGCAAUAAGAUCAUCGUCUUACAGUUCUCUCGCCCCAGAUUUAGAAAUAAAUAAAGCAAUGGUACUGCUGCAUAAUCGAGAGACUUCAUUGGCAAUUGAUACACUAAAAAUGUUUGAAAAUCGGGAUAUUAAAUCAAAUAGUGCAGCAUCGACUAUGCUAUCAUUUAUAUACUUCCUCCAAGGUAAUUAUGAAUUAGCCGAACGUUGUGGUGAAGCAGCUCGUAACGCUGAUAGCUAUAAUGCUGCAGCUUACGUAAAUCUUUCAGCAUGUGCGAUAAAAAAAGGUGAAUUAGACAGAGCGAGAGAAUUAUUAUUGUGCGCACUUGACAGCGAUGCAAGUCAUGUACAAGCUUUAUAUAAUUUGGGAUUAGUUUAUAAAAAGCAGGAAUGGUAUGAAGAUGCACUUGAAUGUUUUUGGAAGUUACGAAACAUCGUGAGAUAUGAUCCACUAACAUUAUACCAAAUAAGUCAUGUUCACCAGCUUAUCAAAGAAACAGACCAGUCUUUAGAAUGGUAUAAUCAGUUAUUAGGAAUUGUACCAUCUGACCCUGGAGUGUUACAAAAAUUGGGAGAAAUGUAUGAUAGUUUAGGAGACAAGCAACAGGCAUAUCAGUAUUAUAGUGAUUCUUACAGAUACUUUCCAGGUAAUUUUGAAGUUAUCGAUUGGCUUGGAUCUUACUUCAUUUCGAUGCAGGUCGCCGAAAAAGCAUUGCCUUUUUUUAAGAGAGCAGUUGAAUUAGCUCCGGAUCAACCCCGUUGGCGAUUGUUAGUGGCUGCUUGUUUGAGAAGAACUGGACAAUUUCAUAAAGCGUUAGAAGAAUAUCAGGAUAUACAUGACAAAUUUCCUGAGAAUAUCGAGUGUCUUAAAUUUUUAAUUAGACUAUGUAGUGAUUUAGGUUUGAAAGAAGCUCAAGUGUAUGCUUCAGAAUUGAAAAAAGCUGAGAAAGCUAAAGAAAUGAGAGAACGUCAAGGGUCUGCUAGACCAGGGACAACGGGUUCUCGAAGAAGUAAUAGUGGUAAUUCCUCUCGAGGUGGUUCUGGAAUCAGUAUGCAAUCAGAUUAUAAAUCAAGUCCAAUUGCAAGUCGGAAAGAAGCGCGCUCGUCUUUUAGUAACGGAAAUUCUCGUUUGAGCCGAGUUAAUACUUUAGAUAAUUUUGAUCAUAUUUUACCAGAGACACCAAACGAUAUGAUUUAUUCCGAUCCCGUGGGCCCAUUGCCGACGCGACCUAUGACGGCCGCUGGAAAAAGAGACGAAGACUUUGGCGACGAAGAACUGGGUGAUGAUUUAUUGCCUGUAUAGUUUUAAUAUUUUAAAAAUUAACAUAAUGUGUAAGUCGCUGAUUGUUUUAUUAAUUUUAUCUAAUUAAUGGUUAUUAAUGUUUGUAAAUAAACUUAUUAUUAAAACUUCUAUCAACAUGGAAAA